AACUCAAAUUCAAUGGAAGAGUUGAGAAGCGAGUAAGAAGAGAAAGAAAUGGAAAUAAUUGGUAAUUCAAUUCCCUAAAGAGAGAUCAUUUCGGAGGAAGUCAUUGCAAUUUCUUCAUGAUCAGCUGUAAUUGAAGGGCACAACGAAAAUGCUGGAAUCCUUCUCUGGAUCAUAUGUUCCCCUUCAUUUCUUCAAUUCACUCUCUAUUUUUGUUUCACGGUCAUCCGAAUUCUCAGCCCUCUUUCUGUUUUUCUUGAAAUCUCUCAUUCAAUUCCUUUUCUUUGACAUUGAUUAACAUUCCCAUUCUUUUUUUUUUCCCUUUCUGUUCUGUUCUGUUCUGUUCUGUUCUGUUCUGUUCUGUUCUGUUCUGUUCUUUACAACCCCUUUUCCGAUGUUGGAUCGUUUGUUGGUUUUUCAACGAUUUUAUGGUUGUUUCGAAUUUUUGGGGUGGUUACAUUUUGAUAUAGAAUGAUUUGAUUGGUUUUUUUUUACUUUUUUUUGUUCUUGGGAUGCUAUAUGGUUCUUGAGAUUUCUGUUUGAGAAAUGGAUUCGGCGAGGAGUUGGUUUAAUCAGCGUAGAGAUAGGUUGAGGGGUUCUACAAAGAAGAAGGAUAAUAGUAUGGGAGAGAAUGAGGAUUCUACUGCUACUGAUCAAAUGGAUGAGGAAGCGCUUUCUAAUAUCACUAAGCAGAAGGUUGCUGCGGCAAAGCAGUAUAUUGAGAAUCAUUACAAGGAGCAAAUGAAGAAUCUGCAGGAGAGAAAAGAGAGACGAAAUGUAUUGGAAAAGAAGUUGGCUGAUGCUGAUGUAUCUGAAGAAGAUCAAAAUAAUCUACUGAAGUUCUUAGAGAAGAAGGAAACUGAAUACAUGCGCCUCCAAAGGCACAAAAUGGGAGUUGAUGAUUUCGAUUUACUAACAAUUAUUGGCAAAGGUGCUUUUGGGGAGGUUCGUGUUUGUAGAGAGAAGACUACAGGUCAGGUGUAUGCUAUGAAAAAGCUUAAAAAAUCAGAGAUGCUUCGAAGGGGCCAGGUGGAACAUGUGAGAGCUGAAAGAAAUCUGCUUGCUGAAGUAGACAGCAAUUGUAUUGUGAAACUCUAUUGUUCGUUUCAAGAUGAUGAGUUUCUUUAUCUUAUUAUGGAGUACCUACCUGGUGGAGAUAUGAUGACUUUAUUGAUGAGAAAGGAUACUUUGACUGAAGAUGAAGCGAGGUUUUAUGUUGGAGAGAUAGUUUUGGCCAUUGAAUCUAUUCAUAAGCACAAUUACAUUCAUAGAGAUAUUAAGCCUGACAACUUGCUGCUUGAUAAAUUUGGGCACUUGAGACUCUCAGACUUCGGAUUAUGCAAACCAUUAGAUUGCAGUAUACUCCGGGAACAAGAUUUUGAUAUAGGGAGUACCCGUAAUGGAGCUGGGCAAAAUGAUGAACGCAAUGCAACUCCUCGUACUCAACAAGAGCAACUACAACAUUGGCAGAAGAAUCGAAGAAUGCUUGCUUAUUCAACAGUUGGAACCCCAGAUUAUAUUGCUCCAGAGGUUUUGUUGAAGAAGGGUUAUGGCAUGGAAUGUGACUGGUGGUCACUUGGAGCUAUUAUGUAUGAAAUGCUUGUUGGUUAUCCACCUUUUUACUCUGAUGAUCCAAUGUCGACUUGUCGGAAGAUAGUGAAUUGGAGAACUCAUUUGAAGUUCCCUGACGAGGCAAAGCUAUCCCUCUUGGCAAAAGAUCUCAUUAGUAAACUACUAUGCAAUGUUAACCAGAGGCUCGGUACAAAUGGUGCGGAUGAAAUAAAGGUUCAUUCGUGGUUUGAAGGCACUGAAUGGGAUAGGCUAUACCAAAUGGAAGCUGCAUUUGUUCCUGAGGUUAAAGAUGAGCUAGACACUCAAAAUUUUGAAAAGUUUGAAGAGUCUGACUCGCAAAGCAGUACUUCAUCUAAAACUGGUCCAUGGAGAAAGAUGCUCUCAUCGAAGGACAUCAACUUUGUUGGAUACACUUAUAAAAACUUCGAAAUUGUCAACGAUUAUCAAUUGCCUGGGAUGGCUGAAUUGAAGAAGAAAUGCAGCAAACCAAAAAGACCGUCAAUAAAAUCACUCUUUGAUGGCGAGUUGGAGGAAGGUGACGCAUCUGAUACACCUAGUCAUAGUCACCAGCACACUGGAGGAAGCUUUUCGAACUCAAUGACAUCUCCUAAAAUGGAUGAUGUUGAUAUCAGAAAAGAGUCGAUGUAAGGUGUCGAUUCUCCCGAGUAUUAUCAGAUGAAACAGCAGGAGCUCUGAUUCAUUAGCUAAAUAUCAUCAGUUCGAAUUUUUUAGUAUAUAUAGGUUCUAUUUAGGAUGGUGCGUUCUGCAUCUAAAUUCCUUGACCAAAUUCGAGCAACAAAGAAGGAGGCGGAGUCUUCGUCCAUGGUAAGCAUAGGUGAACAACAGAUGCUGAAAAAGGAAAGGAGAAAAACAGAGCUGAAUAGUUUUUUACCAUUGAAGUAUAAUGUUCUUUUUUCUUCUCUUUUUUUUUUUCCCACAUCUAAUUUGGUGGGUUUAUAUGAAAAAUUUGUUGUACAAAAGACACCAAACCAAUAGCAUUUACACGAGUAUCUCAGUGUAUAUAAAAUACAGCAAAAGCAAUUUGUUUCA
Molecule: messenger RNA, 2619 nt
Organism: Cucumis sativus (cucumber)
Lineage: Eukaryota; Viridiplantae; Streptophyta; Magnoliopsida; Cucurbitales; Cucurbitaceae
Product: serine/threonine-protein kinase 38-like
Exons: 13
Coding region: 544-2217 (557 amino acids)
Biological process (GO): intracellular signal transduction; peptidyl-serine phosphorylation
Molecular function (GO): ATP binding; protein serine/threonine kinase activity
Source: RefSeq, a predicted model, not a curated record